Molecule: messenger RNA, 1137 nt
Organism: Pleurotus ostreatus (oyster mushroom)
Lineage: Eukaryota; Fungi; Basidiomycota; Agaricomycetes; Agaricales; Pleurotaceae
Exons: 6
Coding region: 1-1137 (378 amino acids)
Cellular component (GO): nucleus
Source: RefSeq, a predicted model, not a curated record
AUGGCAAAGAAGAAGAAUAAGCAAAUUAUCCGGCCAUGGUGCUGGUAUUGCGAACGGGAGUUCGAAGACGAGAAAGUCUUGAUGCAGCAUCAGAAGGCCAAGCAUUUCAAAUGUGGAAUGUGUCCUCGACGCCUCAACACCGCCGGCGGCUUGGCCGUUCACAUCCAGCAAGUUCAUAAGUUAGAGCCCGAAAACCUCCCGCGCAUCGACAACGCGUUGCCGGGCAGAGAUGGGUACGAAGUGGAGAUUUUCGGCAUGGAGGGGAUUCCUGCCCCGGAUGUGGCGGAUUACAAGCGUCGCAAGGAGAUUGAGUUGGGACUGGCAGCGGGAUCCAUCUCGCAACCCCCGGUGAAGCGACAAAAGGUUGAGAGCCGACCUCUUUCUGAAGAAGAACUAAGGGCGCAACUCGAAGCCCAUAAAGCCUUAAUGGGUAGCGCUACCGAUGGAAAACCGUCUGCGUCUGCCGCUGACCCUGGUGCUGUUUAUGGCGCACCACCGCAAGCGUACUCGGCCGCUCCUGUGCCAGCCCCAAUUAUCCCUGGGCACCCCCCUAUGCCUGGAAUGCCUGGAAUGCCUCCCCCAUUCUUCCACCCCCCAGGUAUGCCUGGAGGCCCACCCUUCCCUCCGAUGCCUGGUAUGGGGAUGCCGCCUGGGAUGCCACCUGGACCCCCUCCUGGAUUUCCAAUGCCACCUGGCUUCCCAGGCAUGCCUCCUCCAGGAAUGCUUCCUCCUGGAGCCCCCCCAUUCCUGCCACCAGGGCCUGGUAUGCGCCCACCAUUCCCUCCUCCGCACGGUGUUGGCCCUCCGCCAACUUUCGUACCUGCAGCUAGCUCCCAACAAGCAUCUCCUCCACCACCGUCUGCCACGCCCAGUUCAUCAGGUGCGACACCUAACCCGCAACAGAUGUCAAAUAAUGUACAAUCUGCUCCGCCGCCCAACGGGCCUACAUUACCCAAUCCGGCGCUCGAACAAACUAUCCCGCCUUUCAAGAAAGCCACAAGUCUCAAGUAUUCUGAUGCCAACUUCUCUCCAGAAGAACGUCGUGCCUAUCACCCAAAGUACUUCACCCCAAAGACAAAUCAACCAUUGGAAGAGUCCAAAGGGAAGAAGAGGGCUAGAGCUGAGGACUUUCUCUGA